Cutaneotrichosporon cavernicola is the source of this 861-nucleotide messenger RNA. RefSeq lists its product as uncharacterized. Bases 1 to 861 code for a protein of 286 amino acids. Lineage: Eukaryota; Fungi; Basidiomycota; Tremellomycetes; Trichosporonales; Trichosporonaceae. The record is from RefSeq and is a predicted model, not a curated record. The transcript is spliced from 3 exons.
AUGUCCUCCCGCCUCGCAUCAGCUGUGCGCUCCGUCCGCCAGUUCAGCACAACCUUUAGCCGGCGCGCAGAGGCCGUCGCGCCCACGGCGCCUCCACCGGCCCGUGCGCGUGGACGAUGGGGUCUUGGUGUCGCCGUGGCCCUAGCUGUCCCCGUCGCAUACGUCGCUGGCGCAGUCAACCCCCCAACUAUCGCACUCAUGUUCUCGCCACGGUACUCUCCCCCUCCUCCAGACCGCGAGAGCAAGAUCGGCAAGGAGAUUACGGCCGAGGUCGAGCGCGAGUUGCAAGAACUUGCGCUGGUUGCAGAGAUGCGCACCCUUAGCGAGUGGUAUGAGAGCCGCCCAUACGAGAAGUACGACCCGAACAAGGUGCACAACUCCCUGACCGCCGGCUCGCUCCGUGGACCAGGCAAGCUCGCGGUUCCCCCCAUCGCCUUUGCCAAGGAGAACGAGACGGAGGGCGUAAUUGUCGCCCACCUUGGCCGCUCCCUCUGCGGCCACGACGGCAUCAUCCACGGUGGUCUCCUCGCAACCGUAUUUGACGAGACUCUGGCCCGCAACGCACUCAUGAACAUCCCAACCCACAUUGGCGUGACGGCAAACCUCAACAUCAACUACCGGAGCCCGUGCAUGGCCGACCAAUUUGUUGUCGUCCGCACAAAGCUCGAGCAGAAGAAGGGUCGCAAGGUCGUGGUCAGCGGGACGAUGGACACGCUCGAUGGAGAGCGAAUCGCAGACGCAACCGCCAUCUUCGUCGAGCCAAAGUGGGCUCAGUUCCUCCAGAGCUCGGGAGUGACUGAUACGCUCGGGGCACCGACUCAGCCCGAGGGUGAGAUGGAGAUGGAGCCGCGCGAGCUGUAG